Adelges cooleyi (spruce gall adelgid) is the source of this 1143-nucleotide messenger RNA. RefSeq names its product procathepsin L. NCBI's taxonomy places the organism in Eukaryota, Metazoa, Arthropoda, Insecta, Hemiptera, Adelgidae. Gene Ontology annotation, cellular component: lysosome. The record is from RefSeq and is a predicted model, not a curated record. The transcript is spliced from 8 exons. Gene Ontology annotation, molecular function: cysteine-type endopeptidase activity. Bases 106 to 1134 code for a protein of 342 amino acids.
CAAACCAAAUCUUACACCGCACACACUAUUUGUGACACAUUGUUGUGGCACAUGUUUGCGGUCGAACAAACGCCAACCGAGUCCAGAUGAACGGCCAAUAACAACAUGUGGAACGAACUCAGGCGAAUCGUCAUCCUGUUGGUGUGUCUGGACGCGGUCAAAGUGUUCUGUUUGAAACCGAUCAAACACUCCCCUCAUUUGGAUCCGCACUGGGACGAUUACAAGAACCGACACAACAAGACGUAUUCGAAAGCGCGAGAAGUCCACCACAGGUUGGCGUGGGAAGAGAACUUCCAUCACAUCAACAAGCACAACGAAGAGGCCAAAGACGGACUGCACAAUUUCACCUUGCACCUGAACCACCUGUCCGACAUGUCUGCCAAACUGUACAACACUAAAUUCACUAGACUUUCCUUGAGCAGGAUCCACGCCAAGACAACAGAAAUAGCGCAACUCCACCAACACCACAAUAUCACCCGUGUUCCAGACGAGGUGGACUGGAGGGAAAAAGGAUUUAACACACCCGGGUGGAAUCAAUUGGAUUGCGGGGCCUGCUAUGCCUUCAGCAUCGCCAGUAUGUUAGAGGGUCAACUCUUCAAAGCCACCGGACAGCUGCACACGUUAAGUUCGCAACAAAUUAUCGAUUGCUCGAUCGCUUACGGGAACCUCGGAUGUUCCGGUGGAUCUUUAAGGAAUACUUUGGACUACAUCAAAAGAGCCGGAGGUAUCAUGCAGGGAUCCGAGUACACUUACAAAGCAAAGGAAACCCUAUGUCGUUUCAGAGAACACCGAGCAGUGGCCAAGGUGUCGUCUUGGGCGAUCUUGCCCCCGCUGGACGAACGCGCUUUACAGAUGGCCGUGGCCUUCGUAGGACCCGUCAGCGUGUCCGUCAACGCCAGCCCGAAAACGUUUCAACUAUACUCGUCUGGCGUUUACGACGACCCGCUGUGUUCGCCGGCUCACGUUAACCACGCCAUGCUGUUGAUUGGCUACACGAAGAAAGCGUGGAUCCUGAAGAACUGGUGGAGCAACCAGUGGGGCGACAACGGUUACAUGUACAUGGCUCGCGGCAGGAACCAGUGCGCCAUCGCCAGCUACGCCGCCUAUGCCACCAUAGCAGUGCCGAAACAUUGACACUUUUCA